Messenger RNA from Prorocentrum cordatum, 783 nucleotides. The record is from the annotation of a GenBank genome assembly. NCBI's taxonomy places the organism in Eukaryota, Dinophyceae, Prorocentrales, Prorocentraceae.
UGGGGGUCUCCCGCCAUCUUCGCGGUCUCCGACGGCACCGGCGGGGUCGCGCGGGCGCUGGCGGUGGCCGGCUUCGCGCAGUUCGGGUCCAGCGAGGAAGCCGACGUGCAGGUGUGCCCGGGCAUACGCAGCGAGGACGACGUGCGGAGCGUCGUCCUGCGGGCGGCGUCGGCGGCUCCGCAGGACUCGCUGCGGAUAGAGCAGGCGGGCGCGAUGCUGAUCUACACGCUGGCCUCGCCGGAUCUCGGCGACCUCCUGCGGCGCGAGGCUGGCAAGAGGGGGGUGCCCUGUAUCGACGUCCUGGAGCCGGUGCUAGUCGCCAUGGAGAGGUGCUUUGGGCUCAAGCGCAGCCUGCUCUUCUCCGAGGGCGACCAGCUCCUUGACGGUCUUGAGGCGGACGAUCGGACCGUGUUCGCGGUGUCCGACAGCUCCGGCGACAGCACGUUCGCCAUGGUGUGCGCCGCGCUGCAGCAGUUCCCCGACAGCGGGGUGCGGGACGUCACCGUCUGCGCAGAGGUGCUCUCGCUGGAAGAGAUCAACCACAUAGUGGAUGAGGCCGACGCUGUCGACAGCCUGAUUAUCUUCAGCUUCGCAUCGUCGGGCAUGAGCCGCUUCAUGCGGCAGCAGUGCUCACGGGCGGGGGUGCCCUUCGCGGACGUCUACCAGCCGGUCCUGGUGGCCCUCGAGAAGUAUUUGGACUACCCCCCCGUCGGGGUGCCUGGAGGCCACGACCUCAACUCGGGCCAGGACUGGCACGAGCGCUGGAGCAAGCUGCCCGUGUGA